This is a messenger RNA of Brassica napus (rape), 804 nucleotides long. RefSeq lists its product as uncharacterized. The coding region runs from base 160 to 621 and encodes 153 amino acids. NCBI's taxonomy places the organism in Eukaryota, Viridiplantae, Streptophyta, Magnoliopsida, Brassicales, Brassicaceae. The transcript has 2 exons. The record is from RefSeq and is a predicted model, not a curated record.
CUUCUCUCUCUAGCCUCUCUCUCUCACCCUCAACAUCUUUGCCUAUUAAUGCCGCCCUUUGAACAUUCCCCCCUCACAACUCCAACCAUAUUUUAUUUAGAACACUUCUCCCUACAGACAACAAAGGCUAAUUAAGAGUCUACUUGAAAGAUUAGAUAUAUGGCUAUGGAAGUGGCUACGGAACUUGAGCUUGAUGAUGAUGUCUUCUAUGCAGACAUAAGCAAGCAAAUCAAUCUCUUAAUCACAGAUGAAGAUGAACAGAACCCUAUCUCACUUUCCUCUCCUAUCUCAUUCCAGGGUUUGUUCAGAGAAAACUACCAAGCAUCAGCAACACCAUAUAUGAUGUACCAUGAGCAGAAUUACAACCAAGUUAAAGAGAGCAAAGGGACAGGAGUGUUCAUCCCCAGAUGUUCUCAGCCAAGAAGGAGACAACAUAAUCAUCCUCAUCAGAAGAAGCAAGGGAGAUUCGGUUCCCUCACCCCCAAGCAACAGUAUCCUGAUCAUGUUUAUGACAACAACAACUCCACAACUUUCAACAACGUAGAAAGCAUCACCCUACAUCAUGCAGCUUCUACUAACCAAAGAAGAACCUACAGAGAUGCAGCAUCUUUCUUCACUUAAGUCUCAAUCAAGAUUCAAGACAUGGAUUUGUGUCAUUUUAAUUUCGUAUUAUAUAUUGAUUAUUGAUAUUUAUAGAUUUUGUGUUUGUAAAAUCAGCAAAUAAUAAGAAUGAAGGAGGAACCAUCAAUCUAAAGGGAUUUGGUGUGAUUAAUGAAAUUGUCUAGAGAGAUUAAUUACCUCACA